Molecule: messenger RNA, 749 nt
Organism: Megalops cyprinoides (Indo-Pacific tarpon)
Lineage: Eukaryota; Metazoa; Chordata; Actinopteri; Elopiformes; Megalopidae
Exons: 7
Coding region: 36-722 (228 amino acids)
Cellular component (GO): membrane
Source: RefSeq, a predicted model, not a curated record
GUCAUCUGCUUCAAGACAGCAGGCCGAGGGAGAGGAUGUCCGGGACGAUGGACCGUUACAGGUACUUCACCUUCAACCAGAGGAGCACGGUGAUGCUGGGCCUGCUACAAAUGGCGUGCGCCGGGCUGUGUGUCGUCUGCGGCCUCAUCGACGCCGCCUUCCGCAGGGACACGACCCUUAGCAGCACCAGGGCGCCGCUGUGGGCCGGGGCGAUCAUGGCAGUACCAGGGGUCCUGGCGCUCUUCUCCUCCCAGAGGAAGAACCCUGUGCUGGUGAAUGCCAUGAUCGUGGCGUCCGUGGUCUCCUGCAUCACCACUGCGAUGGCGGCCAUCUACGCCUGCCUGACGCUGAGCUACGGAGAGGACGACGACGAGCUCUUUCACCCCCAUCACCUCAGCAUCCCUCAGGCCAAGUUUGUCCUGAGCAGGAUGGUGAAGGGGGCCAACGCCACAGUGCUGCUGGCCUGCCUCAGCAGCCUGCUAGUGUCGGGGCUCUUGGCUUUCCUGGGCUGCCGCAGCCUGCCUCUCUGUGCCUGCUACGACGCCACCACUGGCCUGGAAAUGCUGGUUCCCCAAAAUGACCCUGGUCCCCAGACAGAGAUGGUGUGCACCUGGCAAGGUGGCGAUGACAGACUAUUCAAUGCACCAGUGCAGCUCAGCGACAGGAGUACAGAGCAAGAGGACAGCCCUUCCAAAGUCCCGCCCUAUAUCAGACUGGUUUGAGCCAGCUUGUUUAACAGAAGGGCAAGG